UUCCAACUUCACAGACCACGUUAUGAUGAAGUCAUUCCUAUCGAAUCCUCUGUUGGUGCUGGUAACCUGUCGGUAGAAGCUACAUGGAACAUUAAUCAUGAAUGCCUACGUGAGAAGUUUACUCUUCUUUUUAGCAGUUUCGGCUAUCCCAACUGGUCGAGAAGAAAUUGUAUAUCCGUCAUUGGAGACAUCAAGAUCAGGAGUAAAAACAGUCAGUUUUAAAGCUUUUGGUCAUGAUAUAAAUUUGAGACUAGAAUCUGCUGGGGAUAUACUAGCAGAUGAUUUCGCUGUUUAUGAUGGAGAGGGUCGUAAAAUAGGCGGCUCUGUUGAAAGUUUGAGAUCUAAAAUAUACAGAGAUAGUGAGAAGGAAGCUGCUCUUCAUGUUGACGAAGAAGGUCCUUUAUCUGUUAAAGGAAUUGUCAGUUCAAAUCUGAGAAUAGAACCGUGUGAAUCCGAAGAAAUGAUUCGAGACGGAGUAAAAGCACAUCGCAUUAUUGAAUUAAAGAGAGAUGAAGGGGGUAGAAUCAGAACGAACGAUGCACUCAUGAUUCCACAAGCAGAAAAUGCCACUGGAGAGGCAUAAUAAACUAGAAGCGAGCUUGAAUAAUUAAAGGUUGGUUGGCAUUGUGACGAAAUCCGAGGCAUUGCUAAACGUUUACUCGAGGCAAAAUUGAUACAAAUCACGAAAUAAAUGCCAAUUUUAUGUUUUAAAUUAAAACAGUAAUAAUUUUUUACAGUAUUUACGCAUUAGACUUAAAUGUAGAUCCCUCUCCGUCAAAUUAAAAUAAGGAAUUAAAAUGACGAAACGGUUGUUGCUACAAAUAUAAUUCUUUCGUAUAUUAAUAGUAAUAUUCACAUUCUGAUAAGCCAAUGUAAACCUUUUUUU
Centruroides sculpturatus (bark scorpion) is the source of this 886-nucleotide messenger RNA. Its product is annotated as venom metalloproteinase antarease-like TtrivMP_A. The coding region runs from base 98 to 583 and encodes 161 amino acids. The record is from RefSeq and is a predicted model, not a curated record. The transcript is spliced from 6 exons. NCBI's taxonomy places the organism in Eukaryota, Metazoa, Arthropoda, Arachnida, Scorpiones, Buthidae.